Messenger RNA from Brachypodium distachyon (stiff brome), 1424 nucleotides. RefSeq names its product 2-oxoglutarate-Fe(II) type oxidoreductase hxnY. NCBI's taxonomy places the organism in Eukaryota, Viridiplantae, Streptophyta, Magnoliopsida, Poales, Poaceae. The transcript has 11 exons. The coding region runs from base 255 to 1259 and encodes 334 amino acids. The record is from RefSeq and is a predicted model, not a curated record.
ACUUGCGUUUGCCCUUUUUCGCUCUCAACAACCUUCCUUCCUGCAACUUCUUCCACCCACCCCAGCCGUCGGCGCCCUAUAUAUCGCCGUCCGGCUCCAAUUCGGCGGCCCCAACCUCUGCGCGCGGCGACAAAAGACUACCAGAGUCUCUAGAGCCUACACACGCGGCCGCGAAUCGAGGCCGGCGGCGGUUGCGAGGAGAGGCAGAAGCCGCAGGGAUUAGGUAGGGGGCGGGGAGAGCGCGGCGGCGGCACAUGGAGAGCUCGACCUCGAGCACGAGCCUGAAUUGCAUCAGCCUGUCGGACCCGGACAUCCAGAGAUCGGUCGCGCUCCUCAAGCAGGCAUGUCUGGAUUCAGGCUUUUUCUACGUGCUGGAUCAUGGAAUAAGCCAGGAGUUAAUGGAUGAGGUUUUUGCCCAGAGCAAGAAGUUCUUUGAACUCCCAAACAGUGAGAAAAUGAAGCUUCUCCGAAAUGAGAAGAAUCGGGGGUAUACACCUAUGCUAGAUGAGAUUCUUGAUCCAGAAAAUCAAGUGAAUGGUGACUACAAGGAAGGGUAUUAUAUAGGUGUUGAGGUACCUGCAGAUGAUCCACAAUCAAACAGGCCAUUUUAUGGUCCGAAUCAGUGGCCUUCUGAAGAAGUAUUGCCCAAAUGGAGGGAGGUGAUGGAGGAAUAUCACAGGGAAGCAUUGAGAGUGGCAAAAUCAGUAGCAAGGAUCAUUGCUCUUGCUUUGAACCUAGAUGAGGACUUCUUCGAUACACCUGAAAUGCUUGGUGAUCCUAUAGCCACAUUAAGGCUCCUGCACUACGAAGGUGGACGAGAAACAGGUCAAGUGUCAAAUCCUUCCAAGGGAGUUUAUGGAGCGGGUGCACAUUCGGAUUAUGGCCUGAUCACUCUCUUAGCAACUGAUGACGUGGUUGGUCUUCAAAUAUGCAAGGACAGCAAUGCUCAGCCUCACGUAUGGGAAUAUGUAGCUCCAGUGAAAGGUGGCUUUAUUGUAAAUCUUGGUGAUAUGCUCGAACGGUGGAGUAACUGCAUCUUCAGGUCAACUUUACAUCGAGUGGUACUCAGUGGACAAGAGCGUUACUCUAUUGCCUACUUUGUGGAACCAAGCCACGACUGCAUAGUCGAGUGCCUGCCAACCUGCAAAUCGGAGACAAAUCCUCCAAAGUUCCCUCCGAUAACUUGCUCUGCAUACCUAUCCCAGCGCUACAAGGACACGCAUGCAGAUCUGAGCGCUUACAGCGACGGCAAAGCCUGAAAGAAGCUCUAGUUUUUUUUGCCCUCUUCUGUCUUGUCUCGCUGUCUACCUAGUAUAUGACAUGUAAUCUCGCAAGUCACAACAAUAAUACCCUAGGGCGGAAGAUGGUAAUGUACUAAUGUGCUAAUUUAUAUAACCUAUAAAGUUGAUUCCCACUAACUACAA